Helicoverpa zea (corn earworm) is the source of this 824-nucleotide messenger RNA. Its product is annotated as ATP synthase subunit d, mitochondrial-like. Gene Ontology annotation, biological process: proton motive force-driven ATP synthesis. Lineage: Eukaryota; Metazoa; Arthropoda; Insecta; Lepidoptera; Noctuidae. Gene Ontology annotation, molecular function: proton transmembrane transporter activity. The transcript is spliced from 3 exons. The coding region runs from base 246 to 764 and encodes 172 amino acids. The record is from RefSeq and is a predicted model, not a curated record.
AUGUGAUCAUUUUCUACCUGAUUUCAUUGAAGAAAGCCUUCUAAUAAACGUUUUAUUUGUGUCUCUGUUUUUUUUUGCAUCGACUUUGGUAAUGCUGAUAUUAAAACUUCUUGGACAGUGACCAUAACCUAAAAAAUAUCCUGACAUAAUCCAAAAAUAUUGUCACCUCAUUGACAAUGACAGUUUUUAUUUUCAAAUCUUCGUUUUAUAGUUCGCCGAAAUAAAUCGUCUGUUUUUUAAAUAAAAUGGCAAAGAGAAUAACUGCGAGUGCUAUAAAAUGGAAGGAGUUAGAAAAGAGAGUGCCACCUGAGCAAUCAGUAAACUUUUAUGCUUUCAAGGGAAAAUCUGAGGGAUAUUUGCGCCGCAUGCUUGCAAGUCCUGCGGAGCCACCUAAGAUAAACUGGGAUCAGUAUAAAAAAUUGGUCCCCGUACCUGGGCUAGUGGAAAAGUUCCAGUCUCAAUAUACAUCAUUGAAGAUCCCUUACCCAGAAGAUAAGCUGAGUGCUUCAGUCGACAAACAGUGGGAAGAGUUGAAGCCACAAAUCGCGAAGUUCAGUGAAGAAAUGAAGAAGCUAAUAGAAAAGAGUGAAGCAGAAAUAAAGAGAAUAAAUGCUUUACCGAAAUUCGAAGAUAUGACCAUGGAAAUGGUGCGCGAAAGGUUUCCUGAAAUCGCGUUAGAUCCUGUGGGCAAGCCUACUUUCUGGCCACAUACCGAUGAUGAGCAACUGGGAUAUGUGGACCCGACUCAAAAAAUAGGCAAAUAACAAUCUCAGCUCUAUGUACUUACUUUAAUAUUCAAGACGUGAACUUAUCUACAUCUUGAU